Molecule: messenger RNA, 3303 nt
Organism: Eremothecium cymbalariae DBVPG#7215
Lineage: Eukaryota; Fungi; Ascomycota; Saccharomycetes; Saccharomycetales; Saccharomycetaceae
Gene: SEF1
Product: Sef1p
Exons: 1
Coding region: 1-3303 (1100 amino acids)
Biological process (GO): regulation of DNA-templated transcription; DNA-templated transcription
Cellular component (GO): nucleus
Molecular function (GO): transcription cis-regulatory region binding; DNA-binding transcription factor activity, RNA polymerase II-specific; zinc ion binding
Source: RefSeq, a predicted model, not a curated record
AUGAGUACAGACACUUCUUCUAGUGGCAGUUUAGGGGUUAAAGGGGAUUCAUUUGAUAAGUAUAGUUCUUUGUCUUCUCCACUGACUGCAUCUUCGGGCGAUCGGAACUCUUCUCAAUCCAACAAGGCACAAUCAGUAGGCAAGUCGAAGAAGAGAACAGCCUCUGGUAAUGUUAAUGUUAGUCCAGAGUUGGUGAUGGGACUGAAGGCUAAGAAAAAGGUCAAGUCCGAGGACAAUAACUGUUUGUCUGCUCUAGCUUCGAUUGAUGCGUUCCCUACAAUUAAUUCACCUAACUCAUCUUCCAGCUUAAAGCCCCUACAAAGUGGAAGUAACAAGCUACAAGGUUCUUCAUCUUCCGGUCAUAGGCCUGUAACAUCCUGUACGCACUGCAGACAGCACAAGAUCAAAUGUAACGCUUCUGAAAACUAUCCUUCUUCUUGCUCUCGUUGUGAGCGUAUGGGACUGCGCUGUGAAAUUGAUCCGCAGUUCAGGCCAAAGAAGGGUUCUCAGCUGCAAAAUUUAAAAAAUGAAAUAGAGGAGCUGAAGACUAAGCUAGAGUUUCUGUUACGUAGUGAGGGGAUACUGUCUUCUGCUAUGCGAAAUUCAGAAUUGGGAAGGCAAAUACUUCACGUUAUCAAACAGCAAGAUUCGCCCCAACAAAGUACUGGGAUUUCUGUUCAAACUUAUUUGGCAAGUGAGCCGGAACUUUUGAAGUCUGAGUCUUCAUUGAAAUCUUCUGCUAAUACGCCCUCUGGCUCCCAUUCUAACGCAUCUGUUGAUAUCGCCCGAAGCAAAUCUAAUGGUGUGACUCCAUUAUUAAAUGAUUCAGCACCUGCGAACAGCAAUAAAGAUGCCCUCCCACCUGUUUUACAGAUGGCGUUAAAAUACCAUACUUCUGCUCAUAACACGCCGAUGGAUACUCCAUCAUCACAUACAACACCAAUGUUAUCCCCUGAUGUUAAAAAGCCGGUAGUAGUGACAACGAACACCAUGUCUUUGUUGCCAUCUUCAUAUGCAAAUAUUGACGAAUUUGUUCUUGGUUAUGUUCACCUCUCUAUUGAUAAGGCUAAGGAACUACACAGAAUAUUUGUUACCAAGUACCUCCCUUAUUUCCCCAUUAUGACUUCAGAGUCGGUUACGGAGUUGUAUUCCCAAUCGCAGUUAUUAUUCUGGACGGUGAUGCUUACUUCCUGUCUCUCUGAUCCUGAACCUACCUUGUAUAAUAGCCUGGCUUCAUUGAUCAAGCAGUUGGCUAUUGAAACCUGCUGGAUACGUACUCCCAGAUCAACACACAUUUCCCAGGCUUUGUUAAUUCUAUGCAACUGGCCUUUACCCAACCAAAAAGUUCUUGAUGAUUGUUCUUACAGGUUCGUUGGAUUGGCAAAGUCUCUCUCGUUCCAACUAGGUCUACACCGUGGAGAGUUUAUGUCAGAAUUUACAAGAACCCAAACCUUAAUGCCUGAUGCGGAAAAGUGGAGAACUAGGACAUGGUUGGGCAUUUUUUUUAUGGAACAAUGCUGGAGUAGCAUUCUAGGCCUACCUUCGACUUCUCAAACUGACUAUUUUAUCGAAAGGGCUAGGCUAGGUGAGUUUAAAGAUUUACCAGUUAGGUUUCGUCAGCUCAUCUGUCUGGCUCAUUUCCAAGCGAAACUAUCAAGUGUGAUGGGUUCUAGCAUUGUUUCACCAGAUGGUUUGAUGGAUGCCAGAGAUCGUGCCGGCUCAUUGGCCAUUUUGGAAAGAGAACUGCUUCGUUUACAUGCUAAAUUAAAGUUCGACUCAGAUCCCGUUGUGGAAAUGUACUAUUUAUAUGCAAAAUUAAUGAUUUGCUGCUUCGCGUUUUUGCCGGAGACCCCACCUGAGGAUCAAACUCAGUAUGUUACUGAGGCUUAUCUCACUGCUACAAGAAUUAUCACUCUAUUGACUAAGACUUUAGAGAAUCAACAGUUAAUCGAGUUGCCCAUCUACGUCAGACAGAGUGCAACAUAUGCCGCACUAAUUUUAUUCAAAUUGCAUUUAACGCCAUAUUUGUUGGAUAAAUAUGUGGAUUCCGCUCGUCAGUCUAUUGUCACGCUUCACAGGCUUUACAGGAAUCAGUUGACUGCAUGGGCAACUAGUGUGGAGAAUGAUAUUUCUAGAACAGCAAGUGUUUUGGAAAAGCUAAAUUUUGUAUUAGUAACACAACCAGAGGUUUUUGUUGAGGAAGAAGGUAUAAUUUCGCGAAUGAGGUCUCAUUUGACAGGCACUUUAUUUUACGAUUUAGUGUACUGUGUUCAUGAGGCAAGGAGAAGACAGAUGGACGGUGAUUAUAAUGAGAAAACGAACAAAAAUGGAAGUGAGAGUAAUAAAACUGUUGGAGAGAGUAAAUCCAAAUUAUCUAUAAAGUUAUUCCCGUUACCAUUCUACAAUCAGAUCUCGAAAGAAGACUUCGAAACUAUUACACAGACGACACCGGGUGGGACAACCGUAACAACCUUAGUUCCUACAAAAAAUGCCAUAAAGCAGGCUAAAAAGCUACAAAUAAGCCAGGGAGGUCAAAAAGGUCAGCCUAUUACAUCUAUAAAUGGAAUUCCACUCUCAAUGCUGGAUGCUACCGGUAGCGUCAACAUGGACACAAUACUCGGUGAUACUUUUAAGCUGGCUAUGCAACCAGACAGUUCUCUUCCUGGCUCGAUGGUUAUUCCGAGAGCAAACACCGUAUCCUCAAUUCCGUCCCCACAAACUAAUUAUGAUUUGUUUGAAUCACAGCCCGUGCCACCUACAAAUAAUGAAUCUACUCCAAUGCAGAGGUCCGUCUCUGCCUCACUUGUGGAAUCUUUGCCCUUCAGGCGUCCUGGAAUUCCAAAAAUAACAUCUGAAUCCAUUGCAUCCGGUCAUCCAAACUCGCUGUUUGGUAACGACAGCACCAAUUCCACAACCAUUACCAUUGGAUCGCAGAAGCCACUAUCUGUGAAAAAUACUCCUGUUUCUAGGACCCCUGGAGAGGUCACCACCCAAAAUCGUAAGGCCCCUCCUUCAAACGGUUCCUACACUAACUUGAAUAUAUUCCUAAAUCCCAGUGAUCAAAGAUUUAAUGCAUCCUCAUCUGCUGCUGCUAACCUGGCCGAGGGCGUAAAUGAUGGCACUAUAAACACUGUUGGUAAUGAGCAACAACAGGUCCUUCAAAACGGGGUAUCCGGUCCCUUGCAACAGAUGUCUGAACUAGAUACUUUUUUCUUACAGCAGAGUGCUGGUUGGAUUGAAGGGAACUCCAGCAAUGAUGAUUUCCUGGGCUGGUACGACAUUAACAUGGCGCCGGAAUUCUGA